AUACGCAUUUCGUUGGUGAUUUAGAAACAUGGCGGAAGGAAAUUCACCGGGUGACGCGAAAUUUGCUAAGCGUAUCGACCCGAAGAAAGAUAACUUGACUCAAGAACAACUAGAGUUUAUGCGAAAAGUAGAGCUGGCUCAAUGGCAGAAAAAUCUUCAGAAGCGGCGCGGAAGGAAUGUGAUCACGGGCUUAGCUAUUGGAGCCAUCGUCUUGGGCAUCUAUGGAUACACUUUUUAUUCUGUAUCUCAGGAACGAUUUUUGGAUGACUUGGAAGAAGAGGCAAAAGGCGUUCGAGCAAGAAAUGCUUCCAGGACUUCAGCAAACUGAAACAAUUAGUUUAUGGAAUGCGUGUACAGUUUUUCCUCUGGAUUUGUGGAAGACCAAACUGAGCAAAUACACAUCUAGCAAGGAAUUUAAAAUAUUAAAUACGCCGAUCAUGAUGCACAUUUUUCAAAAUGCAUUGUUUGGCUGUUUUUGACCUUGAUCUGGGAAUAAUAUUUUGUCAGUGCAGCUGAAAGAUCCACUUGUCUAUAAUAAUGUGGUGAAAAUGUGGUAAAGUGGAAUGUAAACAUUUGUGAUAUCAAUAAACUGGGAACAUUGAUUAUAAAUUACUCUUUGCCAAACUGUACCCAAGAUUUUACAAGUUCUUUGUAUGUUCUAUGUUUCUUUGUAUUUUAAGGUCCCAUGAAUUAGAAUCAGAAUCAAAUUUAAUAUCACCAACAUAUGUCAUAAACUUUGUUAACUUCACAGCAGCAGUACAAUGAAAUACAUGAUAAAUAAGUAUAGAGAAAAAAACAGAGUUACAUGUAGUGUAUAUAUAUCUGAUAAAUAGUUGAGUUAAAAUAAGUUGUGCAAAAUAACAGAAAUAAAAAAAGUAGUGAGGUAGUGUCCAUGGUUUCAAUCUCCAUUUAGGAAUCAGAUGGCAGAGGGGAAGUAGUUGUUUCCAUCUUGCUGAGUUUGUGC
Molecule: messenger RNA, 964 nt
Organism: Mobula hypostoma (lesser devil ray)
Lineage: Eukaryota; Metazoa; Chordata; Chondrichthyes; Myliobatiformes; Myliobatidae
Product: cytochrome c oxidase assembly factor 3 homolog, mitochondrial
Exons: 2
Coding region: 29-328 (99 amino acids)
Biological process (GO): mitochondrial respiratory chain complex IV assembly
Cellular component (GO): mitochondrial inner membrane
Source: RefSeq, a predicted model, not a curated record